Molecule: messenger RNA, 1732 nt
Organism: Periconia digitata
Lineage: Eukaryota; Fungi; Ascomycota; Dothideomycetes; Pleosporales; Periconiaceae
Source: the annotation of a GenBank genome assembly
UUUAGCACAAAACCCCACCUUUUGUUCAACGACCUACUUAGGUUCCUAUGUCAACAUGCCUCUCUCCAGGACAGCAACGGCAGAUUCUUACCUCACAGCCGAAGACCGUCUGCAAUGGCGAAACGAGCAACCCAUGGCUUCUCCUUUCGUAGACCCAAACAAUACGGACACGAAUCCCUUUGAUAGGCACUACGAGCAAGAGCUGAGUAAAAGGCAGGCCAGAGAGGCCGAGGAUACCCAGUGGGGCGGGAAUCGUCAUAGCUUCGAGGAUACUCCUCCAGAUACUGAGCACGAGAGCGACGGUGCCGCUCAUAACGAGCAUCACCGCGAUGCAGAGAAAGUUGGGGAAGAAGAGGCGGCGAGCGAGGAGAACUCUGGAGAGGAGAAGAUGAGUUGGAGAGAACGGACUCGGCAUUUUACUUGGACAUGGUUCGCCAUGACUAUGGCGACGGGAGGUAUCGCGAAUGUCUUCUACACCGUCCCAUAUCGUUUCCCGGGUAUUUACGCGUUGGGAUGUCUCUUCUUCAUCCUUAACAUGGUUCUCUUCGUCUUCAACGUAACUAUGAUAUCGCUCCGCUUCUACUGGUUUCCGAAAACCUUCAAGGCCUCUUUCCUCCAUCCCACCGAGAGCCUGUUCAUACCCGCUGCUGUGAUAAGCUUCGGCACCAUCCUGAUCAACAUGAGCCAAUAUGGCGUCGGCAAGAGCGGGUUCUGGCUCGAGAAGACAAUGUGUAUACUCUACUGGAUCGACUGCGGCCUAGCCAUCUGCUUCUCCAUUACCAUCUACCUCAUCGUUUGGUCAACCCAAACCUUCACAAUCUCCCAGAUGACGCCCGUUUGGAUCUUCCCCGCCUAUUCGCUCCUAAUAAUCGGUCCCCACGCAGGUAACCUCGCACCAAAAGUAACCUCCCCCCACACAGCCCUCCAAAUCAUCCUCUCAGGCUUCGUCCUGCAGGGCAUAGGUUUCAUGGUCUCCCUCAUGGUCUAUAGCGCCUUCAUAUACCGCCUCAUGACGCAGAAAUUGCCCAAGGAAUCGCUUCGUCCGGGAAUGUUCAUCUCGGUCGGACCCUCUGGUUUCACCAUCGCAGGCAUCGUCAACAUGGGCCAGGAACUCCCCAAGAUCAUGGCCACGCCCGAAUAUGCUAAUUUCAUGGGGGAGGGACUGGGCAAACUCGUCGGGGAUGUAGCCAUGAUCUGCGCUAAUUUCGUGGGACUGUGGUUGUGGGGUCUAGCCUUAUGGUUCUUCUUCGUCAGUGUGGGUGCGCAUUGGAGUUGUGCGACUAGGGGUAAAAUGGAUUUUGCAAUGACGUGGUAUUCGUUUGUUUUUCCAAAUACGGCGUUGACGACGGCGACGUUUGCGAUUGCUAAGGCGUUGGAUGGGAAUGGCGCGAUCCAGGCUGUAGGGUGUGCUAUGACGAUUGGAUUGGUGAUCACUUGGUUGUUUGUGUUUGGCAUGAUGAUUCGGGCUGUGUUGUUGAGGCAGAUUUUGUGGCCGCAGAAGCAGGAGGAUAGAACCGAGGGUGGGUGGAAGGAGCAGUCGGCUGAGGAGCAGAGGAGGAAGAAUAGAGAGAUGCAUGCUGAGGAUGGGAAUGGACUUGCGAGGGUGUGGACGCUGAGGAAGACGAGGAGCCGGAGGGGGAGACCUGGAGAGAGCGACGCAGCACCGGACGCGGGUCAAACGCGGAGGCGUGGGUGGAGCUUCCGUGAGAAUACGACACAUAGAGCAACUUGA